Molecule: messenger RNA, 429 nt
Organism: Mesorhabditis spiculigera
Lineage: Eukaryota; Metazoa; Nematoda; Chromadorea; Rhabditida; Rhabditidae
Source: the annotation of a GenBank genome assembly
AUGGACCGCUCAUUUGCAUUUUCAGCCCCUUCUACCGCAUCGGUCAACUCGCAUGUCCGUCGCAAUUCAUCCCGGGCCCCGCGCCGCCCGCGCAAGAAGAAGGACAAGAAGUCCAACAAAUACGGCAUAUGCCGAUUCUGUGCUCAGCCGGGCAAAGAUACGUUGGCCUCGCUUCGUCUCUGCUCGCAAUGUGUGACAAGGACGAGAGCGUUCGUGUUGAACCCGCACCCCCGUUGUGUGGGAACUAAUGCUUGUGUGUUCAUGCUUCAGCUCAAAUCGGAUGAACACCUCCUCUACUGGCCAUGUUUUAAUAACCUCAUGGUUAUUCUAGGCUCACGAUGUGGCCUUUGUUGGUUCGACGCUCUGACUCCCGAAAACCGUGCCGCCCUCGAGACCUACCGCUCCGAGAAACUCGCCGAGAGCCAAUAU